AUGCACUCUGGAGUCAUAUUUAUUGGCUGUUUGUGUUUAAUAUCGUGGCUUAUACAACUACUACCGGUCAUAUCGGUACCCAUCACAGGAAAAAGCAUCAACUACGACCUACAUCUUUGUUCCUAUAACAACAUCACGUUUGGUAUUUUUGGCGUCUGCGAUAUAUCAACUGGAGCUUGCUCGGACCCGAAAAUUGGAUAUCCGAUUGAGGAUUUCGUAACAGACACAGAGUCGUACGAAGAUGGUGUUACCGAUGGUCUUUCUGGAAUAGAGUUACCAUCGAAUGCGACAUACUACAUUUCCAAAUUGUUGGUGGUGCAUGUUUUGGCAUUCUUCUUCACCAGUCUUCUUCUAUUGGAAACGUGUCUAAUACUCUUCGUUUCAUUCCUUGAUGAUUUGCGCAAUCGUUCUUCACAUCACACUCGAUGGGUUCGCCAAAAGAAGACUUCCACCGACACUGAGACCAGCGACAGUUUUAGCAUCGACAAACUCAAACCAAUAAAGAGAGAUACCACUCCGUAUUACAACUGGAUGGUACUUUUUGCGCUACUACUGUUUCUACUGACGCUUUUAGCUUUUCUAGCAGACGUUUUGUUAUUUGUACCUGAACUCAGCUACUUGGGUUGGAUCCAACUUCUUCCUAUUCUGUUGAUGGCUUUAAUAGCAUCACUCGUUUGUUUUUUCAAACGAUCAGUUUCUUCUAGAAAACAUUUGGAAGAUGAUGUAUAUCCCGCAAAUGAAAUGAGAGGCAGAGCUAGAAAUAUUGCUUAUUCCGUGGAUUCAGAUUCAGAUUCCGACGAUGGUUUCUAUAUCUACACCAAUGCCUUUCAUGGCGGUGGAACACAGAGGGUUGCUAAUAGCUCUAUUCAUGAGAUACUUGAUACGGAUAAUGACAUGAACGAUUCGGACAUUGAGUUGCAGCUGCUACAACAUCGAUCGUCAUAG
Molecule: messenger RNA, 945 nt
Organism: Clavispora lusitaniae ATCC 42720
Lineage: Eukaryota; Fungi; Ascomycota; Pichiomycetes; Serinales; Metschnikowiaceae
Gene: RIM9
Product: Rim9p
Cellular component (GO): plasma membrane; growing cell tip; cell division site
Source: RefSeq, a predicted model, not a curated record